Molecule: messenger RNA, 4504 nt
Organism: Leptopilina heterotoma
Lineage: Eukaryota; Metazoa; Arthropoda; Insecta; Hymenoptera; Figitidae
Gene: tyn
Exons: 14
Coding region: 472-2586 (704 amino acids)
Source: RefSeq, a predicted model, not a curated record
AGGACAUUCCGCGGCCUCGAAGACAGAGCCGUGUCGACAACCUAGCCAUCAGGACGUUUUUCAAAACCGAGAAGUGUACGUGUGGUCGGGUUCGCGGUGCGAGUUGGUUGUUUCUUCUUGUUUCUUUUUUUCGAAAAAACAUCACCAUAUUUCUUUACUUGUAUUUCUCAUUGUUCAUUCAUUCAAUUUUUUUAAAUUCCUUUUUUCGACCGCUAAUAUCGUGAUUACGGGAAAAAAUAGUAUUUAGUAAAAUUUUUCAAAAACUUUUUAGUGGCUUUGUGAUUACGAUUUUCAAAGGUGAACUUUUGAACCCGGUUGUACCAUUUGACUCGGAAAGGUGUAUUUAAUUUUGGAUCCAGAAUCAGAAUUCCGUUACUUUCGCACAGGUGCGAAUUCAGAUCUUUCGGGUACGGAGUUUUAAUGGUUUAAGAUCUUGAUCAAUUGGUAUUUUCUACAUAACAAACACUUAAGAUGGGCUCGCACACAAUCGGCCUCAUCGCUUCAGGGUUCCUCCUUCUAGUAUUCUUCACAGGAAGUUUCGCUGUUAUAGCGAAAACGGCAUUUGAGAAGCUGACCGAUUACGACUAUAGAGGAACGACAUAUUACAGUGUUCGAAAUUUGAGUCUCUAUGAAUGUCAAGGAUGGUGUAGGGAAGAACCGGAAUGCCAAGCGGUGGCCUUCUCUUUUGUUGUGAAUCCUUUGGCACCCAUUCAAGAAACCCUUUGCGAAUUACAAAAUGAAACCGCAGCUUCGAAUCCUUCCGCUCAACCUCAGAAAGCUGCUAAUAUGUAUUACAUGACAAAACUUCAAAUUAGAUCUGAAAAAGUCUGCAAGAGGCCAUGGGCCUUUGAACGUGUGACGAACAAGAUGAUACGAGGUUUUGACAAUGCCCUAAUUUACGUCUCGUCGAAAGAAGGAUGUUUGACGCAUUGUUUGAAUGAAAAUCGGUUUACCUGUAGAUCCGUUGAAUACAAUUAUGCCACUCUUCAGUGCCAAUUAAGUGAUUCCGACAGGAGAACCAUUGGACACAUUGCACAAUUUGUUGAUUCACCCGGAAUCGAUUACUUCGAAAAUCUUUGCCUCAAAGGUAAGGAUGCCUGUAAAACGAAGAAGAAGUUCGUAUCGCCAAAAAUUGGGGUAAGUGAGGAGAAAAUCAACCAAUACGCUGGAUUGAAUUAUUAUACGGACAAAGAGCACCAAGUACAAAAUGAAUCGGCUUGUAAACUUGCUUGCGAGGUAGAAACCGAAUUUCUCUGCAGAUCCUAUCUCUAUCGUGGUCCACCAAUGAGCAACACCUAUAAUUGUCAACUCUUCCAUUUGGAUCAUUGGACACUUCCUGAUGGACCAAAUACCUACUUGAAUGCUGAACGACCUCUUAUCGAUAAUGGAGAUCGUAUUGGUUCUUAUUAUGAAAACUAUUGUGAAAAAGAAGCUGUUCCAUCUACCACUGAAGGUUUAUCGGACAAUUCAGGAUUCAAGAAUGAUGUUGAGAAGGAACAAUUGAACUGCGAUAAGACCGGAACAUGCUACGAUGUUUCUGUUGACUGCAAAGACACACGUAUUGCCGUCCAAGUUAAAACAAACAAACCUUUCAAUGGACGUAUUUAUGCUUUGGGACGUUCUGAGACUUGUAACAACGACAUCAUUAACAGUGAUAUUUUCAGAUUGGACUUGACAAUGACUGGUCAAGAUUGUAAUACGCAGAGUGUGCUGCCUGUUGACCUGCAGCGUGACGGUUUUCAGACUGGCAUUUACUCCAAUACGGUUGUAUUGCAACAUCAUUCGGUGGUUAUGACGAAAGCUGACAAAAUCUACAAAGUCAAAUGUACUUACGACAUGUCAUCAAAGAACAUUACCUUUGGGAUGAUGCCAAUUAGAGAUCCAGAAAUGAUAAGUAUCACCAGUGCACCUGAAGCACCACCACCAAGGAUAAGAAUUCUCGACAGCAGAUCACGAGAGGUCGAAACUGUUCGUAUUGGAGAUAAACUCACUUUCCGAAUUGAAAUCCCAGAAGAUACUCCUUAUGGUAUUUUUGCCCGAAGCUGUGUUGCAAUGGCUAAGGACUCGAAGAGUACUUUCCAAAUUAUCGACGACGAGGGAUGUCCUUUGGAUUCUUCUAUUUUCCCAAGCUUCACACAAGACGGCAAUGCUCUGCAAUCAGUUUACGAAGCAUUCAGGUUUACUGAAUCCUAUGGCGUAAUCUUCCAGUGCAAUGUCAAAUACUGUCUCGGACCUUGUGAACCGGCAAUGUGUGAAUGGGGACGUGAUUCAGUGGAGUCUUGGGGCAAGAGGCGUAGAAGAAGUGUUGUCAAUUCCACUGAAGAAAAAUCGGAAGACAUGACUCUUUCACAGGAAAUUCUUGUCUUGGACUUUGGCGAUGAGAAGCAGACCGACUUCUUGAAGAACGAUGCCAGCAUAGAUUUCAAUGAACUUGACAAAACCAUAACAAUUGAGCGACCAUGUCCAACGGCCGGCUCCCUCCUAGCAAUGCGAGUGACCUGCGCACUUCUAAUUCUCAUCUACAUCUCCACAAUCUUCUGCUAUUACAUGAAGAAAUGGUUGACACCCCGCAAAAUGAUGCCUUAAAACUAUUCCCAUUUUCUGACUUUCUACAAGUUGUACAAGAAAAAAAAAGAGGGAGCCGUAUGUGAAAGAAAUGAAUGAGAGAAGGUGCGAAGAAGUUUAGACUCAAAGUAUAAUAUAAAAUUACACUUCAUACGCAUUCAUACUCAAGAGUAUACUCAAAAUCACGUCAAUUAUUGUUAUCAAAUAAAAAAACGUGACUAGCUUAUGAUCAUCAUUCAACGAACACACUUUUUUGUCAAUAACUGACAAAUACAUCUAUUGAAAAAACACAUUAAAAAUUACCUAACUCAUUAUCAUGCUAAUUUUGAUCAUGUUACAAUUAAAUCAAAUCUUCGCAGGGGUGAACUGGCAAUAUAUUCCAAUUGAUAACGAAAUACCGAUUAGUCAAUCAAAUAGCCGGUUAUAAUCAUUCUUUUUUUUUACUUAACCGGUUUUGUUCUCUCUCUCUCUCUGGUUCGCUCCUGAGUCUCAGGGAUCCAAUCGAACUAAGAAUCCAAUUAGUUUGACAUUUUUUUAUUAUUUUGGUUUUUACAGUAGUAGUAACUUUAUUGGAUUCGCCCUUGAAUUAAUUUUCUGAUUGACUUGUAACUUGUAUCAAGACUAGUAAAUACAUAUUUAAACAUUCACGCUUGAUUAACGUCUUUAAUGAUAAAAUCUAGCUUAAAAAUAUUUGUUAAGAUUAAAGUGGCAACUAGGCUAAACGAAAGACAUUAAUCGAAAAAAAAGUUGAGUUGUUACUCGUAAAAAGCGCUUUAAAACUCAAAAUUCAAUCACUUGUAAUAUAAAAUACAAUUUUAAAUGAUAAUUCCAAAAAAUGUUCGCUUUUUCAUCAAUAUAGAUUAGUACUUAGUUAUCAGGAGCUAUGUCACUGAAUAAUUAAAAAGCUUCUAGAAGAAAAAUUGUGCAAUAAAAAAAAGCGAAGGAAUAUAUUUUUAAAUGGUAUUUUAUAUUAUAAUUAAUUAAGGCUGCAAUUUAAUGAAAUUUAACGGAAAAUAUGAAAGAAUGAUUUUAUGUCUGUGUACGAGCGCAAUUUUCAUGUUGUACGAUAAUUAUUCAAUUUUAAUAAUAUCCAUAUUUUACAGCUUAGCAUUUUAUAUUAAAACUUGGACUUUACUGGUAGUAAGUAUAAUUUUAUGAACCACCUACAAUGUCAUAAACUAUUUCAAGUAAUCAAAGUACGCAGUAAUUUUCAAGUUUUUAUUUGUCGAUCGUAAAUCAUUUUUCUCUAAUCUUAUUUUCUUUUUUCAAUUACAAUAAUUCAAUAUUACAAUAUUGGAUGAUUUAAAUUUUUUUUUACUUUUACAAUCGACAAAUUUAAACCCAUAGUUUUAAGGAGGAAACAACUGCUUUCGCGACGAUUUGUUUGCAAAUGUGAAAUUUUUUUUUAAAAUCUCUGUUUAGAAAAAGAAUGUGUACGAUAAGUUACUAUUAUUAUUUAUUUUUAUUAUUUAUACUUUCGUCGAAAUCGAUUGCAAUUUAUGUUUAGAUAAAUUGAGUCAAAUAUGUAUUUUGAAAAAAAUGUCAACCAAAGUUAAAUUGUGGAGUAAGUGCAGAGUAGGGGAAAGUUAACAAAUUUUAAAAAAGAGAGAUAAUUUAUGGUUUAAUAAGAAAAUUAAACCAUUAAAUUUGUUAGCAAUUAUCAUUGUAAGCGAAAUUCUUUUUUAUGUGUUAAAUAUUUUUUCUUUUUAAACGUCAAAUAAAUAUUUAGCAUUUGUUUUUUAAAUUUAAUCUUUCGUUUUAUAUGUUAAAUGUAAUUUUACCAUUUCCGUCGUAUUAGUUAAUAUAAAUUUAACGUUUCGUUUUAUAUAUUGAUAUAAUUUUUUUUAUUUGAUAUGUUAAAUGCAAAUUUACUAUUUCCUUUUUAUACGUCAAAUAUAAAUUUAACUUUUUUUAAAUGUUAAAUAUGACUUUAACAUUU